This is a messenger RNA of Cynoglossus semilaevis (tongue sole), 2115 nucleotides long. RefSeq names its product hydroxy-delta-5-steroid dehydrogenase, 3 beta- and steroid delta-isomerase (gene hsd3b7). The record is from RefSeq and is a predicted model, not a curated record. Gene Ontology annotation, biological process: steroid biosynthetic process. Gene Ontology annotation, molecular function: oxidoreductase activity, acting on the CH-OH group of donors, NAD or NADP as acceptor. Bases 133 to 1233 code for a protein of 366 amino acids. The transcript is spliced from 6 exons. NCBI's taxonomy places the organism in Eukaryota, Metazoa, Chordata, Actinopteri, Pleuronectiformes, Cynoglossidae.
CAUGCGUAAACUCUGUUCAAGAAGGGAUCAAGUUUGAGUGGGAAAAAAAGUCGCUCUGUCUUUAAAUAGACCUCAGCCACUUCCAGUCUGUCAGAGCAGCAGCAGCAGCAGCAGCAGCACCACGGCAGCAUCAUGUCGGACACUCGGCAGGGUCUGGUCUACAUGAUCACCGGAGGCUGCGGCUUCCUGGGCAAACACCUGCUCACACUCUUACUGGAGAAGGAGGACAACGUGGACGAGAUCCGUGUUUUUGACAAAAACGUGGACACAAGUUUGAACGGACUCAGCACAGAGCAGACUAAGGUGGUGGUCAUCCAGGGGGACAUAACAGACUACAGCAGCGUGCUGGCAGCCUGCCGUGGAGCAGACGUGGUCGUCCAUAUGGCCAGCCUGGUCGAUGUAUGGCACAGAGUCUCCGACACACUCAUCCAUUCAGUCAAUGUCACAGGGACAGAGAAUGUUAUCAAUGCCUGUGUGGAAUGUGACAUCCAGAGUCUUGUCUACACCAGCAGUAUGGAAGUUAUUGGGCCUAAUGUCAACGGAGACCACUUUGUCAGGGGCAAUGAAGACACAGCUUACCUUGUGAGCCAUGCCAUGGCUUAUCCCAAGAGCAAAGCACAGGCAGAGAAAAUUGUGCUGAUGGCGAAUGGCAGACAGCUGAAAGGUGGGAAGUGUUUAUACACAUGCAGUCUGAGGCCAACAGGGAUCUAUGGUGAAGGACAUGAACUUUUCAGGGAGUUCUACCAACAGGCUGCAGACAAUAAAGGCCUGGUUUACAAUGGUAUCCCAGACUCUACUGAGCACGGGCGAGUCUACGCAGGCAACGUGGCCUGGAUGCACGUAUUAGCAGCCCGCGCCCUGAGGGAGCGCCCACAAGCCCUGGCAGGGGAGACGUUUUUCUGUUACGAUGACUCACCCUAUCAGAGCUACACCAAUUUCAACAUGCAGUUCCUCACUUCAUUUAACUUCAGAAUGGUUCACAUCCCUUUUUUUGUGAUCUGGCUGUUAGCCAUGAUCAAUGAUCUACUUCGUUGGACAUUGAGCCCCUUUUAUAAUUACACCCCACUGCUGAAUUGCUACACCUUUGCUGUAGCUUCUACCUCCUUCACGGUGAAAACAGACAAAGCCGAACGUUACUUCCAGUAUCGGCCGUUAUAUAACUGGGACCAGUGUCGAGACCGCACACAGGAAUGGAUUAAUACGUUCCCUCAGAGUAAAGGGAAAGACUCUUGAUGUGACCUCAGCUGCUGAAACACACAUCCGAUGUUUUUUUCUUGCUUUUUUUGUACUAAGUAAGCUAAGUAAAUAAAUGAAGGAAGUAAACAUAUUUCAAGUAUUUGCAGAUAACACAGCUGAAGUAAACUGAAAAUAUAUUCUCUUGGAUAGGAACAUUGGACCAUGUCAGGCCAGUGUGUAGAUGAAUGGCACUUAGGAGUAUAGAAGUUUUGGAUUAGUGUUUGUAAGACAGGUUGUGUCCUUCUCUUUCUCCUCUGCAGAGGGUGCAAUAAUUCAUGCUGCUGGGUCCAAAGCAUUUCCUCAAGAACAAUUACUGUAACACAUUUAGCAUUUGAGACUCGCGAUUCCCCACUGGUUAAGAGAGAGAGACCAAGAAAAUACUUAAUCCACCUUUACGUAUUAGUGAGAGAAGAAAAGUCUUAAUUUGACGUAUGACACGUUGACUGUUGUUGACUGUGUGACAAAAGCACUUGGUAUCAUUAACAUAGAGGCUGUCUUUAUUAGAUGUAUUAUUUGUCCUCGUGGAGAAUAUUCUUCACAGCAUGACAACAACACACACACAAAAAACAUGUCCGACACUUCUUAUGUUUACUUCAUACUUUGUACCGAUUUUACAAUUUUAUGCAAUUACAACAAUUUUGCUCAGCUGCUCAAAUAUGCUAUUAUAUUUUAAAUUAUUCAUUAAUUAUUAUACAAUUAUGGAAAUUGUAUCACAGAAUUUCUCAAAUGUUACUAUAUGUUUUAUAAAAUCAAUUAUCACCAAUGUAAACAGUUAAUAAGCAGUUAUUAGAUGUCUGGAUCUACAAAGAGUACUACACUAAUACAGUUUUAAACAAUGGAUGUAACAUUUUUACAUAAUAAAGACUGGAUUUCUUCUAA